Ectocarpus siliculosus is the source of this 3588-nucleotide messenger RNA. Lineage: Eukaryota; Phaeophyceae; Ectocarpales; Ectocarpaceae. The record is from the annotation of a GenBank genome assembly.
AUGCCCAAGGCCGUGAGAUUCAGCAAUCAGAUCAGGGUGAUUUUGGUGGCAUCUCGCCUCGAGCUUUCGUCCGUGAAGACUGACAUUUGGUGGGGGGAGAGGGACUACUGCGACUUCAGGCGUGCGUACUUUAAAGCAGCGCGUGAGGAAAAGGAGAACGACCGUGAGGUAACGUCCCAGAGUAGGGCUGGGCAAGGAACGCCUGGUCGAGACGAGUUCGACCGACCCGGCUCCUCCCCUGUUGCGACGUCUCCAACGACCGCGACAAGCGCUGGCCACCCGAGCAGUCGCAACGGCUCCGCGGCGGCAGCGCAUGAUGUUGACGACGACCUGCCGUCGAAACCUUCGUGCGGCAGUAGAGAUGGCGGUGGCUACGACAGCGACUACGACGAUAGGGGUGGCUGCUCGCGGGCUUCGCAAGCUGUGCUGCCGCGCCCCCCGCCUCCUUCCCCCGAACACCAGACCCGUGAGCCUCACGCGGAGCUCGACGACGCCGGUGUGCGUGUCGGCGUGAAACGUCUCUCGGGGCUGUUGGACGACCAGCGUGUUGCUGCGGCAGGGGAGUGGGAAAGAGAAAAAGACGGAGGCGGCAUGACCCCCCCUCAUGACGUAGGCGAGCAGGCUGGAGUCUCCGCAGCCAUCACUUCGAGCGCGGUGGAGACGGUGGUUGUGGCAGAGUCGACCGCCAUAGUUCAUGCCGACGUCGCCGUUCCUCAGCAACGAAAACAAGCGGCAUCCCCGGAAAGACGUGCGCGGCCGGUGCCGGCGAAAGCCGCCGAGGUCACCGCAGAAGGCAUCGGACGGGUAGGUACUUCGCCCGAUAUCACUUCCGUCGCGCGUGGGUUUCCUUGGCGAGGGGCGGGGCCGCUGGGGGAUGCGGCCAUGAGGUCCCCGGGGAGCUCUGCCGUGGGGCCGGCGAGGGCGAAGGCGUUGGCCUGCCCCUGCGCUGCCGCCGAGAUGCGGCGGGAAAUGAGGCGGGAAACGCAGAUGCCGAUUCUCGAAACGGGGAGGGAUCCCCGGAUCGAUCCGCAGACCGGCGCGAGGGUGUCGCUCCCGUUCCUCGGAAGCGCGCGCAUCCGGAGGGUGGCCUCUUUCUAAGGUGGCUGUCAACACUCUCGCUUGGGUUCUGCCCUAAGGGGGGGCUGAACGACAAGCGGUUCGGAAUCCCCGAAGGGUUGACCUACGUUUAGGUGGUUCGUAUGUGUUGGGUUUCGAGGUACUAUGAGGGAAAAACGAGUAAUUAGUGGUGGGAUUUUCGUGUGUAUCCUGGUGAGAAUUUACUGGCAUGGUAUUCUGUGCUGGACGCGCUUUGUACGGCAUUUUUGGGUCUAUAUGGGCUGCAUGCUGUCUGUCACCACGGCCACAAACUGCCGACUGAAAUAUUUAGCCAUGGUAUCCUACUAAGUCGUAGCCAUUGUCAUUUUGUGUUUCCCACCCCACGGGAGGGUAUAUGGGGGGAAAGGGGGGACUUUUUGUGGCGUUAUCUUGUCGGGGGGUUGACAAGUAAAAUAUGCUGGACACGCAUGGAUAAGGCCUUUGGUGACCUUGUCAAUUUUGGGGCCAUGUGCUGUAUUCAGAGUCGCGGCAAACGGGGGCUUCUCUGGCAACACCGUGUUCCGUUUGAUCGCGGGCAUCAUGGGGUGUGUGGGUUAAUCAGAGUGGCGGCUGACUGGAAGAAUCUGACGAGCAUCGAAAAGGCAAUUGGUCAUCUUGUUCGAAAGUUUUGCACUGUACUUAAAGGGCCUCGGGAGCGUGCCUGCGGUCAACGUGUCAAGAGGAGGGCGUUUUGGGGACCACCGGCCCACACUGGCUGGGAACUCUAGACAAACAUCGGCAAGGGUCUGCCGUGUUGUCAUCAUUUUUGCGGGGGCGUUAAAACACAAGCAAGCCCAUAGUAUGUACCUGCGCGUGUAGCCUUGUUUGUCCAACAACCUGGUGCACAAGAUCGAUUCGUUGUAUGCUUGUGUCAUGGGAUCGUUGAUGAUUUAUGGAAUUCGUUUGUGUUGUAGUUUGACAAGAUGCCGGGUAACGGGAGAAGAGCAAACUGGGUGUAUUUGGUUUGGUGGAUUUGGUCGAUGGUAUAUGGUAUGGUGCUGUGUCUCGUGUUGUGCUACGACGCCGCUGCUGUUUCUCGGAAGCCGCGCUCUCAUGAACCUGUCAAUUGCACGUUGAGCUCUUCUCAUCGCGCCUGCCGUAAGCCGAGCUUGCCUAUAAUUGUCGUGUACGUCCGGUAGGAUUCCCACGGUUUGUGUGUAUCCUUCUUAGUCUGAUCGACGUUCGUGAAGAAAACAAGUAGUGCGAGCUUGCCGUUUUGCGGUGGAGGCGCAGGGUGGCCAGAGGAGGGGAGCACGGGAAAGGUAGGCCAAGCACAAGCACGCGCUUAAGGGAGCUCGUAGUAGGGAGUUCGUAUCGCAGGCUUUCGGUUUCUUGUCGGGGGGGCGGGGCAGAGUGCUCGACAGUGCCCCCACGCCAUAACUCUAACUCGUACGUUGUGCGAUCUCGGACUUGGGCACACCGGCCAGAGCGAAUAACAUCUGGGGGAGGGGGGGGCAGUGCCGCGUGCACAACUGGCAGGGUUGGACGUUUUUCCAGGUUCAAGGGUGUUGGGGACGUAAGGAACUCUGCCCACGAGCUACGACGGCAGCACUUUCUGGGGGAGGUCAUUAACGGGUUUGUAGAUUGGAUGUCGGUGCCGGGGACGGGUGCCUGCCACAACAUCUUUUGGGGCAUUCUAUGCAUGUUUCGGUCUGGUUCUGGAUGGGAAACUAGCUGCUGCUGCUGCUGCUGCUGCUGCUUGGUGGAAACAAUCCCUUUUUGAGAGGAGAUUUGUUAUUCUAUCUUGUGUGGGAUACGGUUGGCAAUCGUUGUUGCUUGGUGUAAGUCAUCGAAUUAAGCCUCGACGUGAGUUUAAUGCCACUCCGCUCCAAUUUAUGUCGAUAUUCCCCAUCAGGAUGUUGGGGGCAAAUCAGACUUAACGUGUUUUUUGCAGGCGUAGCAGCACCAUAAAAAUGUGGUAAAUAGGUGGAACCCAAGGUGUUUUUCUGUUUCUCAGUACAAUUGCGUUGGCGUUUUUUUAGUUGUUGGUGUCAUUUAUGACUUAUGGUAUCUACGUAGUUGCACGGGGGGGGGGGGGGGCUGUUGGUGGCAUUGUUGUCACGGGCUCGCAUGCGUUCAAGGAAAAACUAGUUGUUUGUGGAAUUUUUCAUCUUCACAUCCACUUGCUGCUGUCGCAUGGAGUUUCUCAAAGUUUUCGUCGCCAUUCGGGUCUGUACAGUAGUAAAUUGGUGGGAUUGUUUUUCUGAUGGGCUGUAAGCAGCGGUUCAGUGUGAACGCGUGAUGGGAGAUAAAAAAACUCGAAGCUCUAAGAGCAUACUUGUAGGAAUAACUCGUUUUGCGAAAAAGAAAUUGCGUACAUAGUAGUCGGUCCCUCACGUAUUAUUAUCUUGAUUUUUCUUGUGUGCACCCUUUGUGGGUGAGUCAUGACAGACUAUGGAAGGCGUCCACAUCAGUGGGACCAGUACGGAUGUAACGGUGUGUAGCAGUUGACGGAGCAGUUGUUGCAUACAUACAUACAUGUGAAGACAAAAA